AUGGGUAUGGGAACAAGCACAUUUGUCAUCAGAUGGAUCAACUUUCUCACCAUGCUGUUAGCAAUUGCCGUUGUAGUUUUUGGGGUAUGGAUGAGCACUCAUCAUGAUAACUGUCGGAGAUCCCUCACUCUCCCUGUUAUAGGCAUUGGCGCUGUCAUCUUUUUUGUCUCUAUAAUCGGCUUCUUGGGUGCGCUGAAAAAUAGCUCCAUACUGUUGUGGAUUUAUCUGAUUCUCUUGUGCUUCAUAUCGGUGGGAGUUUUGGUGUUCACGGUAUUAGCGUUCAUUGUUACAAAUAAUGGUUCUGGUCAUAGCGUAGCUGGCUUGAGGUACAAGGAGUAUCAACUCCAUGAUUACAGUCCAUGGUUUGUAAAACAAUUGAACAAUACCCGUAACUGGAAGCACUUACAGAGCUGUCUUGUGAAAUCUGAUGACUGCAAAAAGCUAUACAAAAAGUAUAAGACUCUCAAGCAAUACAAAUUGGCAAAGCUAACCCCUAUCGAGGCUGGUUGUUGUCGACCGCCAUCUGAAUGCGGUUAUCCUGCUGUUAAUGCUUCAUACUAUGACAUGAGCUUCCACCCAGUUAGUUCAAACAAGGACUGCAAACUUUACAAAAAUGCCCGGGACAUCAAGUGCUACAACUGCGAUUCCUGCAAGGCCGGAGUUGCACAAUACAUGAAAACUGAGUGGAGAGUGGUUGCGAUCUUUAACGUGGCUCUAUUUGUUGUUCUGUCUAUGAUAUAUUUUGUGGGAUGCUGCGCAAGACGAAAUGCAGCAACAAUCCGUUCUAAAGAUUAG
Prunus armeniaca (apricot) is the source of this 795-nucleotide messenger RNA. The record is from the annotation of a GenBank genome assembly. NCBI's taxonomy places the organism in Eukaryota, Viridiplantae, Streptophyta, Magnoliopsida, Rosales, Rosaceae.